Ruditapes philippinarum (Manila clam) is the source of this 1837-nucleotide messenger RNA. Its product is annotated as metacaspase-2-like. Gene Ontology annotation, cellular component: nucleus. NCBI's taxonomy places the organism in Eukaryota, Metazoa, Mollusca, Bivalvia, Venerida, Veneridae. The record is from RefSeq and is a predicted model, not a curated record.
GAACUCUACCAGCAGACAUACUGUUAACCACCAGAAUAACAAUGGAACCAACAGUAAUUUUAGUAUCAACAACAACAAAAAUAAAGAGAUACCAAUAUGUUCUAAAUGUGAAAAACAAUUUUCCACAAAGUUUAAUCUAAACAAACAUGAAAAGAAAUGUGCUGGGCGUUUAGUGAAAAAAACGGAUAAUACCCUAUGUGGGAUAUGCAGGAAGCAAUUCACAAACUACAGAGGUCGACUCAAACAUGAAAAACUUUGUAGAAGCAAAAAUGAAAAGAAUCAAUCUGUCAAGGAGAAUAAAGGUUUUCAGUGUAAAACCUGUGGCGCGAUAUUCGCUUCCCAUGGACUUUUAGUAAAACAUGAAUUCAGUUUAAAGCAUAACCAAGCCGGGGGAAGUAGUACUGAGAAUAAAAGCUGUAUUAAUAACACUACUAAAAACGUAGAGAGUGAGACUAAUGGAAAACAGCGAACGUCCCAGAAUAGUCACGUUCAGCCUAAAUGUCGACGAUGUGACAAGUGCUUUACGGACUACAAAGAUUUGUACCGUCACAGAAUGUUAGUGCAUAAUCAACCGACUGCUUCGAAUUUACAACUUUAUCCUUGGGAUGAGAGGAAUGAAAGUCCUCCAUGGGAGAAUGCCGACGGGAGUAUAAAUGAUAGAAUGAAGCGGGUUUACAUAGAACAUAGACAUUUGAUUUUGGGAGAAAGGGUGAGAGAAGGUGAUGUGAGGAGUACAUACAAUUUUCCAGUUCCAAAUUUAAAUACAAUGGAACAGUUGGAAGAUCAAAUUAAUUAUAUUUUUGAAAGAAGUCAAACUGCUUUUAAAAUUAAUAUUUCAUUUGGACUCAUUUUACAGCAUGUUGAGUCGGAAGAAUACAGAUACUUUUCUGCGCAUUACACCGAUAAAAUAUUUUUAUUCCCACAGCUUAUUAAUAAUAGAAAAGACAUUGAAAUGUUACUUUUGCGGUUAUCUAAACUGGAUAUUCCUAAUUAUUUUCACAAACAAAAGCCAAAUUCAAAAUGGCGCCCGGUGUUCAUUUCAAAUGUACUAUAUAAUGUGAACAAUACGAGCUUUCCUCUCGGUUUAAGUCAACCAUUACCGAAAUAUAUCUUACACUCGAAGAGUAUAGUAUCCUUUCAGAAGAAUCCAUAUACCAAGAGAUUAUACGCGGAUAAUUUAUGCUUUUUUCGCUGUUUGUCUUAUCACAAAAUAAAGAAUAUUCAAUGCGAAACUUUAACUAAAGAAUUUCAUAAUACUUGGAUACAGUAUUGCUCCACAAAGAAAUUAAAACUGACAGACGUUACACUAAAUAGAAUGUGCGAUUUAGAGCAAUGUUUUGAAACAAAUAUAAAUGUUUAUGAACUUAGUGAAGAUAAGACUGUUCAGGUGCUAUACAGAUCCAGAGAAGUCUUCUCUGGUGAGACAAAUAAAACAAUGAAUUUAAAUCUAUUUGAAGACCAUCUCAGUUAUGUAUCAACAUUUUCAUCGUACGCCUUAAAAUUCCAAUGUAGAUUGUGUGACAAGCUAUUUAAUCGCAAAGAUAAUCUACUUCAACACCAGAAAACAUGUCAGAACGCAACAAAAUUAAGAUUCCGCGGUGGUUACUACACUCCACCGAAAUCUAUCUUCGAUCAACUAAAAGACCUUGGGGUUUGUGUGAAUACAUCUUUACAGAAUUAUCCUUGGUUUGUUACAUUUGAUUUCGAAGCCAUGCUUAAAACAGUUAGCGAAAAUUCGGAAGACAGACUUACCAAAACACAGCUUCACCAGCCAGUAUCGGUCAGUGUCUGCAGUAAUGUUGAUAGUUUUGAAAAUCCUUAGUUCUUACUUGAAUCC